Aspergillus glaucus CBS 516.65 is the source of this 174-nucleotide messenger RNA. RefSeq lists its product as uncharacterized. The record is from RefSeq and is a predicted model, not a curated record. NCBI's taxonomy places the organism in Eukaryota, Fungi, Ascomycota, Eurotiomycetes, Eurotiales, Aspergillaceae. The coding region runs from base 1 to 174 and encodes 57 amino acids. The transcript is spliced from 2 exons.
AUGGAAGGAUAUGGGAAUUCCAUCAUUCGAAAGGUCGAUAAGGUCUUGACCGGCUCUUCCGAUGUUGGAAAUGUCAGCUCUGCCGUCCCUACGCUCCAUUCCACAUUUGCAAUCCCAACUCCCGAAGGCUGCUUCCCCCCACCAUCCUUCUUUUACUGUCUGCGCUGGCACUGA